UAGACACAAACUUGAUUAUGUAUGUGCAAUUUUGGAAAUUGACCAUAUUAUAGAUGCAUGCAGAAUUACCUUAGAGAGUAAAGAAAGGAUUUGAAGUGCUGCACUUGUACUUCUGCACAGUUUUAAUAUAUAUAGAUGUAUACCUCUGAAAGCGUUUGAAUAGAUAUUAGGGUGAUCAUGACUGUGUUGUCAACAUGUGCUUGACAUACCAUCAUUGGGUUGAAGAUUCUUCAAAAUGGAAAGGAUGUUCUAGAUCAAUUCAAACAGAAUUUGUCCAACAGUUGUUUUAUAAUUAUGUCAAACUUUUUAAGAUAUCCUCCUAGAGAAGAUGCCCCUAGUGGCAACUGAGAUCAUUUAGAUGCUUCAUUGGGAUUUUCAUUCUAAGUCUUCUCCAAAGAUAGUUGAAGAAGCUGGUGGCACAGUUACUCGCAUGGAUGGUGGAAAGUUCUGUGUGUUUGAUAUAUUUUUUUUAGUAUCCAAUGGUGCACUGCAUGAAAAGCUUUUGGAGAGAAUUGGACCUGCAACAGAGAAAUUGAAGAGCAAAGGAAUUGAUUUCUCAUUGUGGUACAAGCCUGAAAGUUUGCAUGCAGAUCUUUGAGAUGGCCAGAUUUCUGUUUGCUUAUUACGGACUCUGCUAAAAAAAAUUGCUGCAGCUCAGAUUUUAUCAAUAAAAGUAUUAAAAGAGAAAUAAAAGGGAGUUCAAUUUCCCUGAUCUUGAUAUAGAGCCAUGGAUUUGCAAGCAAUCCACACAAACUUUUUGUUGAAUUUUCAAGGACACAGAAGAAAGGAUGAAAAUGAGACUAUGAUGCUGUUGACUGUGAAGAUUCCAUGAAGAUGCUGAUGAUGGAGGAAAUGAUU
Quercus robur (English oak) is the source of this 858-nucleotide messenger RNA. Its product is annotated as phosphatase IMPL1, chloroplastic-like. The transcript has 4 exons. Lineage: Eukaryota; Viridiplantae; Streptophyta; Magnoliopsida; Fagales; Fagaceae. Bases 359 to 598 code for a protein of 79 amino acids. The record is from RefSeq and is a predicted model, not a curated record.